AGCCUUAGUCAUUUCCCCGCUCCAGCCUGCGCCCGCCUGAGUGCGCACUCACGGCCGCUCUCCCUCCUCGCCCCGCAGCCGCGGCCCAUGGAGCCCGCCGGCCCCGUCCCCGGCCGCCUCGGGCCGCUGCUCUGCCUGCUGCUCGCCGCGACCUGCGCCUGGUCAGGGGUGACAGGUCAGGAGCUGCAGGUGAUUCAGCCUGACAAGUCCGUGUCGGUUGCAGCUGGAGAGUCGGCCACUCUGCAGUGCACGGUGACCUCCCUGCUCCCUGUGGGGCCCAUCAAGUGGUUCAAAGGAGCUGGACAAGACCGGGAAUUAAUCUUUGAACAAAAAGGAACCCAUGUCGCCAGGGUAUCAACUGUUUCAGACCUCACAAAGAGAAACAACACGGACUUUUCCAUCCGCAUCAGUAACAUCACCCCAGCAGACGCCGGCACCUACUUCUGUGUCAAGUUCCAGAGAGGAAGUCCUGACACCGUGGAGAUCAAGUCUGGACCAGGCACCGAGGUGUCUGUGAGUGGUGAGUACAGCGUGGGCCUCCUUCAGUCCCUGGUGAAUGACACGAAGUUAAUAAGAACACCCUCCGUGCUUUGA
This is a messenger RNA of Carlito syrichta (Philippine tarsier), 594 nucleotides long. Its product is annotated as tyrosine-protein phosphatase non-receptor type substrate 1-like. The record is from RefSeq and is a predicted model, not a curated record. The transcript has 2 exons. Gene Ontology annotation, biological process: positive regulation of T cell activation; positive regulation of phagocytosis. Gene Ontology annotation, cellular component: plasma membrane. NCBI's taxonomy places the organism in Eukaryota, Metazoa, Chordata, Mammalia, Primates, Tarsiidae. Bases 88 to 594 code for a protein of 168 amino acids.